Branchiostoma floridae (Florida lancelet) is the source of this 2892-nucleotide messenger RNA. Its product is annotated as zinc finger protein 431-like. The coding region runs from base 11 to 2542 and encodes 843 amino acids. Gene Ontology annotation, biological process: regulation of transcription by RNA polymerase II. Gene Ontology annotation, molecular function: DNA-binding transcription factor activity, RNA polymerase II-specific; RNA polymerase II transcription regulatory region sequence-specific DNA binding. NCBI's taxonomy places the organism in Eukaryota, Metazoa, Chordata, Leptocardii, Amphioxiformes, Branchiostomatidae. The transcript has 2 exons. Gene Ontology annotation, cellular component: nucleus. The record is from RefSeq and is a predicted model, not a curated record.
GACAACAGACAUGGGGCUGCAGCAGGAAACGUGUGAUGUGAACUUUCCCCAACCUGACAACCCAUCAACCUCACAGGUACAGGAGAGCAGAGGUGAUUUGGGAAGGCAUGUGGUUAAAAACACCGUUGAGAAACCCUACAUGUGCGGGGAGUGUGGGCACAGAGCACCUGAAAUGACCAGCUUACUCCUACAUAUGAGGACCCAUACAGGAGAAAAAACGUUUAAAUGUGACCAGUGUGACUAUUCUGCAUCUUUGGAGUCUAAUUUGAACAGGCAUGUUUCAGAAAAACACAGCAAACCAACCUCACAAGGACAGACGAGCAUAGGCAAUACGGGAGGUACCAUAUUCCUUGUACCUUGCUCACUUAUCCCAGUCCAGAGUAUGAUCAUCCCUGUCCAAGGUAUGAGUGUUGGGCAUCCUGGGAAGGAGAGUGAAGGCAAUAUAGGAAGGAAUGUGCUUAAGCACACCGGUGAGAAACCCUACAUGUUUGGGGAAUGCGGGUACAGGGCGGCUCAAAAGCAUCAUUUAUCCCGACAUAUGAGAACCCACACGGGAGAAAAACCAUUCAAGUGCGACCAGUGUGACUUUUCUGCGGCACAGAAAUCCACUUUGGACAAACAUCUUGCAAAGGUACAGAAAAUAGGAAGGCAUGUUGUUAAACUCACCAGUGAGAAAGUUUUCAUGUGUGAGAAGUGUAAAUACAAGACAUCUAAAGAAAAACGCUUUUUCAAGCACAUGAGAAUCCACACAGCCAAGCCAUUUAAGUGCGACAAGUGUGACUUUUCUGCUGCUCAGAAAUCCAUUCUGGACAAACAUCUAGUGAAACACACCGGUGAGAAACCCUACAUGUGUGGGGAGUGUGGGCACAGGACAACACACAAGUCAUAUCUAUCCAAACAUAUGCGAACUCAUACUGGUGAAAAACCAUAUAAAUGUGACCAGUGUGACUAUUCUGCAGCACAGAAAUCCACUUUGGACUUUCAUCUAGCAAAACACACCGGUGAGAAACCCUACAUGUGUGGGGAGUGCGGGUACAGGACAGCUAAAAAGUGUAACUUAUCCCUACAUAUGAGAACCCACACGGGAGAAAAACCCUACAAGUGUGACCAGUGUGACUUUUCUGCCAUACGGAAAUCCACUUUGGACUUUCAUCUAGUAAAACACACCGGUGACAAACCGUACGUGUGUUGUGAGUGCGGGUACAGGGCAGUUAAAAAAUCCCGCUUAGCCAUACACAUGAGAACCCACACAGGAGAAAAACCCUACAAGUGUGAGCAGUGCGACUACACUGCGGCACAGAAAACCAAUUUAGACCAGCAUAUAGCAACAAAACACACUGGAGAGAAAACCUACAUGUGUGGGGAGUGUGGGUACAGCACAACUUAUAGCUCAACCUUCUCUAGCCACAUGAGAACCCACACCGGAGAAAAACCCUUCAAGUGUGACCAGUGCGACUAUUCUGCAGCACGGAAAUCUAGUCUAGAGCAACAUAAAACAAAACACACCGGUGAGUUUCCUUACAUGUGUGGGGAGUGCGAGUACGGGACGUUGCGUAAGUCCCAUUUUUCCGAUCACAUGAGAACCCACACAGGAGAAAAACCUUUCAAAUGUGAUCAGUGCAACUAUUCUACGAUUUUAAAAUCUUAUUUGAAAAGGCAUGUAUCAAGACAGCACAAUGGUGACAAACCCUACAUGUGCGGGGAGUGUGGGUACAGGGCAGCUCGUAAAGACAAGUUAUCCCAACAUAUGACAAAACACACAGGAGAAAGACCGUACAAGUGUGAUCAUUGUGACUAUUCAGCUGCACGGAAGUCUUCUUUGGAUGAACAUCUACAAAUACACAGUGGUGAGAAACCCUUCAUGUGUGGUGAAUGUGGAUACAGGACAGCUAAAAAAUCCCGCUUAGCCAGACACAUGAGAACCCACACAGGUGAGAAACCCUUCAAGUGUGAUCAGUGUGACUAUUCCGCAGCACUGAAAAGUCAUUUAAAUGAGCAUAUAGCACGACACACCGGUGAGAAACCCUACAUGUGUGGGGAAUGUGGGUACAGGACUGCUAAAAAAUCCCGCUUAACUAUACAUAUGAGAACCCACACGGGAGAGAAACCCUACAAGUGUGACCAGUGUGACUAUUCUGCUGCAGAGAAAUCCGCUUUGACCAGGCACCUUUUCAAACACAGUGAUGAGAAUCCCUUCACGUGCGGGGAGUGUGGAUUCAAGACGGAUAGCAACUCUCACUUAUCCCGACACAUGAGAACUCAUACAAGGGAAAGACCUUACCAGUGUGACCAGUGCGACUAUUCUGCAGCACAGAAAUCCGGUUUGGACGGACAUAAAAGAAAACACACCGGUGAAAAACUCUUUGUGUGCGGGGAGUGUGGGUUCAGGGCGGGUAGAAAUUGUGACUUAUCCCGACAUAUGAGAACUCAUACAGGGGAAAGACCCUACAAGUGUGACCAUUGUGACUAUGCUGCUGCACAGAAAACACGUUUAAACCAGCAUCGUCUAGCUAAACACACUGGAGAAAGACCACCAGUGUGACGAAUAGGACUAUUCAACUGUUGACGAAUCCACUUUGGACAUGCAUCUAAUUACACGUGUAUAAGAAAGCCCAUUUGUGAGAAACCCCACAUGUGCGGGGAAUGCAUAUUUAGGACAACUCGGAAGUCUAUCAUGUCUGAACAUAUGUGAAUUUAGCCAUUGAGUAUGUAACUUGCACUGUAAAUCAGUUUCCGUACUUAGGCAAAAAAUUACUCAUUUUAUUUGUGUUGCAAUCACCUGUUUAUUUGUUUUGAAUCACUGUAAUUUAGAUAAUAUGUAUAUAGUAUAGUACACUUUACACAUGGAAUAGCCCUCAAAGAGAAUAAAGCAGCCAUCUUGGGUUUCUUCAA